Molecule: messenger RNA, 1918 nt
Organism: Melanotaenia boesemani (Boeseman's rainbowfish)
Lineage: Eukaryota; Metazoa; Chordata; Actinopteri; Atheriniformes; Melanotaeniidae
Product: extensin-like
Exons: 2
Coding region: 278-1195 (305 amino acids)
Source: RefSeq, a predicted model, not a curated record
AAAACUGGUCAAAUGGAACCGAAGAGGAGAUGAUUCCAACUUGAAAGCCAUAAUUUAUUAUGAAAUCUCCAUUUAGCCACGCUGUGGCGACAUGAGCACGUCACAACCAAUAUUUCCGCCAGAGAAGAUAUAAACCACUAGACCUGCUACAUGAAUGUGGCAAACAUUGGCAAAGCCCCACAGCUGGAACUGAAAAAAUCUGAAGUCCAGGAGGAAAGUUCUCGGGGGUGGGGUGGACUACCUAAUCUUCCUCAUUUAUGAUUAAACACAUGAUUACAUGCUAAAUUCCCUGACUGGCGCUGACUCAACCGCUUCACCUAGGAACCACACAGCUUCAACUAGGAACUACACAGCCGAACCUAGAAACUACAUCGCUUCACCUAGGAACCACACCGCUUCAACUAGGAACCACACCGCUUCACCUAGGAAGCACACAGCUUCAACUAGGAACUACACAGCCGUACCUAGGAACCACACUGCUUCAACUAGGAACCACACCGCUUCACCUAGGAACCACACAGCCGAACCUAGGAACCACACCCCUUCACAUAGGAACCACACAGCUUCAACUAGGAACUACACAGCCGAACCUAGGAACCACACUACUUCAACUAGGAACCACACCGCUUCAACUAGGAACCACACGGCUUCACCUAGGAACCACACAGCUUCAACUAGGAACUACACAGCCGUACCUAGGAACCACACCGCUUCGCCUAGGAACCACACAGCCGAACCUAGGAACCACACCCCUUCACCUAGGAACCACACCCCUUCACCUAGGAACCACACAGGUUCACCUAGGAACUACACAACCGAACCUAGGAACCACACCGCUUCACCUAGGAACCACACAGCUUCAACUAGGAACCACAGAGCUUCACCUAGGAACUACACAGCCGUACCUAGGAACCACACCGCUUCACCUAGGAACCACACAGCCGUGCCUAGGAACCACACAGCUUCACCUAGGAACCAUACUGCUUCACCUAGGAACCACACAGCCGUACCUAGGAACCACACCGCUUCACCUAGGAACCACACAGCCGUGCCUAGGAACCACACAGCUUCACCUAGGAACCAUACUGCUUCACCUAGGAACCACACAGCCGAACCUAGAAACUACAUCGCUUCACCUAGGAACCACACAGCCAAUCACCUGGACUCAAGCAAGAGCUCAUCCUCUCUGGUUUGAGCACUUUGUGUCUAAACUCAAAAAAAAAAAGGAUUUACUCAGUGUUUUAUUCAGAUUUGUUUUGGUGCAUUGUGAAGAAAAAUAUAUAAAAUAAAUAAAAAAUGGCACAGUAACGUCUCUUUACACGGGAUCUUUACAGUUAUUGUAACAGUGGGAUUAAAAGUAAACAGAUAUAUACUUUAUUAAUCCAGGGGAAAAUUCAAGCGUGCAGCAGCUGCAUAAAUAAAAAACUAAAAGGCAUGUUGGAAUAAUGGUACAAACCUACAUUGUAUUGUAUAAAAAAUGUAUCUAAUGUAAACAGAAAACAGGUUCUAUCAUCUGCGGAUCUGAACUGAAGGAAGGGUAGCUGCAUCUUGCCCUUGUAAUGUGGGUGGAGAGCAGCAUGCAGACCAUGUCAUUAGAAAAACAGCAUCUCAGUAAGUGGGUGAUUAACUAUGGCAGAGGGAGAGGACUGCAGGAGAAGCUGAAAAUCCUGGUGAUUCUAGUGUUAAAAAGCUGUUCUAUAAUUCUGCUUUCAUUCAUUCAUUUGGUGCAUUAACUAUAAAAUCAAGUCCCAUCCAUCAGAGCGGGUCCGGCCUGCAUCCCACAAAUAAAAUCAGUCAGACAGACGGUUCCACUCAGACCUGGAUUUACCUGGAUGGAAGAUGGAGGAGGAUGGAAGAAGAUGGAAUGAAGAUGGAGGAGGAUGGAAGAAGAUGGAGGAAGAUGGAGGAGGAUGGAAGA